Molecule: messenger RNA, 2430 nt
Organism: Eublepharis macularius
Lineage: Eukaryota; Metazoa; Chordata; Lepidosauria; Squamata; Eublepharidae
Product: protocadherin beta-16-like
Exons: 1
Coding region: 1-2430 (809 amino acids)
Biological process (GO): homophilic cell-cell adhesion
Cellular component (GO): plasma membrane
Molecular function (GO): calcium ion binding
Source: RefSeq, a predicted model, not a curated record
AUGGAGAUGUAUUCCAACAACAGGCAAGGUUGGUCUUUUUUCUUCUAUCUCUGCAUGUGUGGGGCAAUAUGUGAGUCCUUCCACUAUUCAGUACCCGAGGAGAAGAAAACUGGGACUCUGGUAGCAAAUGUGCUAAAGGAUUUGAAAGUGGAUGUGAAGGAGCUUUCUGCUCGCAGGGCCCGGCUGGUUUCUGAAGGCACCAAGCCAUAUUUCCAGCUGGAUCCUCACUCUGGGGAUGUGAUUUUACAGGAUAGAAUAGACAGGGAAUCUCUGUGUGGUCAGAAGGACCCUUGUGUCUUACUCUCAGAGCUUGUGCUGGAAAACCCCUUGCAAGUGCACAGAAUAGAAGUUGAAAUAGAGGAUGUGAAUGAUAAUCCCCCCCAGUUCUCUAAAAAGGAAUAUCUUUUUGAAAUACUUGAGCACACACCAACAAAUACUCGAUUCCAUUUAGAAAAAGCUGAAGAUGCAGACAAAGGAAAAAAUACUGUUCAGAAUUAUUCAGUAAGUCCAAAUGACCAUUUUCAGCUGGAUGUGCAAAGCCACAGUGAUGGGAGCAAAUACGCAGAAUUAAUAUUACAGAAACAAUUAGAUCGUGAAGAAGAAAAACGUCUUUCCCUGAUUCUGUUGGCUGUUGAUGGAGGGAUACCUAAAAGAACAGGCACGGCACAAAUUAUUAUUGAAGUUUUGGAUUCAAAUGAUAAUGUUCCUCAUUUUGAUAAAAGUGAGUACAAAGUGAAAUUAAUGGAAAACAGUGAACCUGGUUCACUUGUAGCCAAAGUAGAAGCAGUUGACCAAGACUUGGGUUCUAAUGCAGAAAUCACUUAUUCCUUCAGCCAAGUGCCAGAUAAUAUAAAGAGAUUAUUCAAGUUAAAUAAAUAUACAGGGGAACUUACAGUAGCUGAUAGAAUUGAUUAUGAAACAAAUACAGUUUAUGAUUUGAGUAUCAAAGCCACGGAUGGAGGGGGGCUCUCUGCUUACUGCAAAGUCAUUGUGGAGGUUGAGGACAGAAAUGACAAUGCCCCAGAGGUGACCCUCACAUCCCUCACCAGCCCCCUGCCGGAAGAUGCUCCCCCGGAUACGGUGGUGGCCCUUUUCCGUGUCACAGAUCGAGACUCUGGAGAUGCUGGCAGAACUGCUUGCACUAUGGAGACAAACUUACCAUUCAUAUUGAAGGUGUCUGUGAAAAAUUACUACCAACUGGUGACACAGCAGCCCUUAGACAGAGAAAAAGCAUCAGAGUACAACAUCACCAUCACAGCCACAGACCAGGGCUCUCCCAGGCUCACUUCAAUAACAAUAAUUAGUGUCCAAAUAUCCGAUGUCAAUGACAAUGCUCCAGUAUUUGAGAAGCCAGCAUAUGAAAUGCAAAUACGAGAAAAUAAUAUUCCAGGUCUGCUGAUAGGAUCGGUGCAUGCUGAUGACCUGGACACAGAGCGGAAUGCCAAAGUGGUGUAUUCACUUCUUCCUGGGAAGGUCAGUGAUCAACCCGUGUCCUCUUAUGUCUCCAUCAACUCUGAAACUGGGAAUCUGUAUGCCAUCCGAUCUCUGGACUAUGAGCAGAUAAAAGAUUUCCUGGUGACUGUGAAGGCUGUGGACAGCGGUUCUCCUCCCCUGAGCUCUGAAGUUAAGAUCCGAGUUGUCAUUGUGGAUGAAAAUGAUAACGCACCAUUCAUCCUGUACCCUCUUCAGAACGGCACUUCCCCAUCCAACGACCUGGUUCCCAGGGGGGCGGAGGCUGGCUACCUGGUCACCAAGGUGGUGGCAGUGGACAGAGAUUCCGGCCAAAACUCUUGGCUUUCCUAUGAGCUCCUGAAGGCCACAGAACCGGGUCUGUUCAGUGUGGGGACCCAGAAUGGAGAAGUGAAAACCAUGAGACCAAUUAACCAACGAGAUACCUUCAAACAGAAACUUAUCAUCGGAGUGAGAGACAAUGGGCACCCUCCCCAGUCCACCUCUGCAACACUAACUAUUCUACUAGUGGAUGGCUUUUCUGACCCUUACAUGAAAAUGGUGGAUAUCCCGAAGGAUGAAGCGGUCAAGGAGGAAGACCGCACCCUGAUUCUGUAUCUGGUCAUAUGCUUGGCUGCCAUUUCAUUCAUUUUUCUGGUGUCUAUAACUGUGUUUAUUGCCAUCAAGAUUCACAAAAGGAGAAAGUUCAUGGAGAGCUCAGCCCUGAAUUUCCCAGGGGGUCCGAAUUUCUCAGAGAACGGUGGAGAUGCUGCUGCUGGAUCCCUUUCCCGGGCUUACAACUAUGAGGUGUUCUUUGCUGGAGGAUCUCUGAGCAGUGAGUUCAAGUUUCUCCGUCCCCUCUUUCCUGUGUUUUCGGUGGAGCCUCCUCAAAAUCAGGGAGUUCAAAGGAUUUCAGCUGCUUCCCAAGAUCUUUCCAAUCAUCAAGCAGAAAAUCAACUCAUAAAUCAGGUGACAAUAUAA